Erinaceus europaeus (western European hedgehog) is the source of this 2910-nucleotide messenger RNA. It is a transcript of the gene MTERF4, whose product is annotated as mitochondrial transcription termination factor 4. Gene Ontology annotation, biological process: regulation of DNA-templated transcription; mitochondrial ribosome assembly. The coding region runs from base 34 to 1068 and encodes 344 amino acids. Gene Ontology annotation, cellular component: mitochondrion. Gene Ontology annotation, molecular function: double-stranded DNA binding. The record is from RefSeq and is a predicted model, not a curated record. Lineage: Eukaryota; Metazoa; Chordata; Mammalia; Eulipotyphla; Erinaceidae. The transcript has 4 exons.
GAGAAGGUCGCAAGUGCUUCCGGGGCGGCCAUCAUGGCGGCGCUGUGUCGGCAGGUGUGUGGCCGGCGCGGGUGGCCCUCCGUCGCCUGGGUCGGAGCCGCCCGGCGGGCGCCGCCGCCUCUUCCUCCCGGGCGGCCCCGGGCCCUGACCGCCGCCGGUGGCGCCGCGGAGCCUACGAGGCCGGCGCGGGGCCCGGAGGACGUUGGCCGGGGCGUCCGGGAGAGGCCGGGGGCGGCGGCGGCGGAGGAGGAGGCGGAGGAGGCGGAGGCCCGCCGCUCCCUGGCCGGCAUGGGCUUCACGGAGGCCCUGGCCGGCGACCUGCUCCGGAUCCGGCCGGGCACCUCCCCCGGGCAGCGGCUGGCCGUGGUCGCCGAGCUGCUGCUGCUGGGCGUGCGCCCCGAGCCCGUGUGCCGGGCCCUGGGCCGGAGCCCGCGGCUGCUGACGCUGCCCGUCCCGCAGCUCCAGAGACGCGCCGGCUACCUGCGCAAGCUGGGACUCGAAGAAGGGAAGCUGCGGCGGGUGCUGCAGUGCUGCCCCGACGUGUUCUGCGAGCCGCAGCGGACCCUGGAGCGCGUGGUGUCGGUGCUGAGGGAGCGCUGCCUCUUCUCGGCGCAGCAGGUGACCCAGGUGUUGCACAGAUGCCCCCACGUCCUCCGGGAGGACCCCCAGGAGCUGGAGUACAAGUUUCAGUACGCCUACUUUAGGAUGGGCAUCAAGCACGCGGACGUGGUGAAGACCGACUUCCUGCAGUACCCCAUCACCAAGACCCGGCAGAGGCACGUGUUCCUGGAGCGCCUGGGCCGGUACCAGACCCCCGACAAGAAGGGACAGACGCAGGUCCCCAACCCCCUGCUCAAGGACAUCCUCCGAGUCUCAGAGGCCGAGUUCCUGGCCAGCACUGCCCGCUCCUCUGCUGAGGAGUUUGACGUCUUCAAGAAGCUCUUGGCUCGAGAGGAGGAAGAGGAGCUUGCGAGCCUUGGGUGUGAAGACGGAGGUGCAUGUCCGAGUGAAGAGGAGGAGGAGGAGGAGGAGGAGGAGGAGGAAGAGGGAGAGGAGGAGGAGCUCUGACCAGAGGCGGCCUGGGCGGAUUCUGUACCUUCAUCGUCCCGGCUGGUUCCGCCCGACACUGGUCUGAUGAGAACUCAAGAAGUGGCCUGUGUCGCCGCUGCAGGAGGCUCUCUGCUGUCCCGAGUGAAAGACUCGGCAGUGACAGGAAGGCUGCAAACAGGCCAUCUGUGUUUGAAGCUUCCAGGGCCCAGGUUUGGUCCCCAGCACCAGAGACGUGCUGUGCUCUAGUGGGAAAAAUGUCAAGUGAAAUCAACGGCCCUUGAGCUGUCCAGUCAGGAGGGCGGUGGUGUGAUGAUUGGCCCUGUCUUCUGUGCACAAAGAACUUGGAAAGAAAGACAGUCCAGGAGAUGCAGGGGCUUGGACACCAGCACUUUAUUUUACGGAAACAAGUAGCAGGUUUUCCACAAUAAAAGCUGGGACAAAAGCAACAAAAAAACUUACAUUGUGAUCCCAUGGCUAUCUUGCUGCUGGGGUGUCACUUCUGCUGAGGGGGUGGCGGCUGGUCUCCACACCCAGACUGUGCCCACGUCCAGGCAGCUGGGAGCACUGCCAGCCAGGGCCAGAGCAGGGGGCCUCAGCACCUCGUCCUGCUCGCUGUCCAGCUGCCCCACUGGCCAGCCUGCAGCCAGCCCCACGGUCACUUUGGGGAACUCUCCAUGAGUGCCAGGCCGGGGGGUGUCCCCGCAGGGGCCCCUGCCAGCGUAAGUGGGUUGAAGUGUGAAGUCUGAAUGAAUGUGCGGGAGAGGCCAGCUCUCAGAGUGUGGACUUCGGGGUGGGUUUGCAGUGAAGUCACCCACCCUCAGCCACAGGGGAGCCCUGUAAGGGACCUGCUGGGCACAGCUGCGCCUGUGGGGGCUGGGCUAGCGCCAGCAGUGCCAGGAUCCAGCAGGGCAUGUCCACCCGGGACAUAGUGACAGUUGCAGGUUGGUGCAGGCUGGCACAGGCCGCAUUUCUGUUACCAACUGGGAGCACCCAGUUCCGAGGGUUUCUUUCUCCUGUGCACUGUGUGGUGGGGGCUCAUCUGAGCGCAGCCACUGUCCCCUCCAGUGCCACUCAAGCUGACCGCUAGGACAAAGGACACCUUUUGCAAAAAGGAGGUUGCCUGGGGUCUCCUCUGAAGUCCAGGGCGGUUGCAGGGACACUGAGGGGAGGGCGGCGGCUGUGGCGUGGGCUCCCUCACCUGCACCGAGGGCCCGUGUGCCUGGGUCUGAAGCGGUGCCACUCUCUGUCCCUCCCGUGCCGUUUAUUCUUCCUGCUGCCCCGCCCGCAGGGGCCUCCGGACCCUCGUCUCCACCUGCUGGAUGCGGCCAACUCCCGAGUGGGUGAGCCGUGGGGGCAGCUCGUCCUGAUGGCGCAGCUCAGGCAGGCACGUCUCUGCCCUGGCCGUCCCCUCACCCACUGCUCACUCUGGGGAGACACCCAGUCGGUCCUCCCCAGGAAGUUUAAAGAAGCCAGUGCCAAGCAGCGGGGCAGCUGUUCUGGAAUAUUCCAGGAGUCACUGAUUCCUGCAGCAGACUGUUCCGUGACUCAGAACAGCAAGGUGAUUGGGUCUGAGCUGGGCUGGUAGAGUCCUCGGUGGGGACGGGCUGGCAGCACGGUGGCCUGGGACCUCGGGGUCUCUGACGCCCCCUCCUCCAGCCGUCUCUCCUGGUCUUGCUGAGCCAAUCCCGCAGUGUGGGCAGGGGGGCCCGUGGUGGGCACCCCGUGGAGCCUCCCUGUGCUCGGGGGCCAGGGAGAGACAUCUUGCGGAAGCGUCUUGAAGUGACUUGCACCUUCUGAAAGUGACAGACUGGGGGACACAGACUUGUGCACGUGAAGCUUUAAUAAAAACAGGAAGCCCAG